UGUAAUAUGUCCAAGGAUUUGGGAAAGAUCAUCCAUGUCACUUCCAAGGCUGCAUCCUGUGCAGUGGAUCACGUUCAUGACGGUAGUAGAGGCGGAGUGUAGGGUCAAAGUUUUUCCACAGAAUUUGGAUUAUUGCUCCUAAAAACUGCGAACAAAUGCUGCGUUAGCCGUUAGCAACAUUGUUUCAGCAACAAAACAGAAAAAUGUCCCGUUUUCUGAGGCAUUUCACAGCGGUGGGUGAUGAGCAAAACACCGCCACACAGUGGCACGACGAGGAACCGCACGAUUUCAGUGAAGACCUGGAGCUGGCCAAAGGACAGCACCUGGGACAGGUCAGCUUCAGGGACUCCCUACGCCGCCUCUACAGUACAGAGAGGUUCCAGAUUGUUGUUGUUUGCUUGGUCGUCUUGGAUGCCAUUUUCGUUCUGUGCGAGUUGCUUAUUGACUUGUCUAUCAUUCAAGCAGAUCAUCACAGAAUCGCUCCGCAGGUAUUCCACUAUCUCAGCCUCGCCCUUCUCACAUUCUUCAUGGUGGAACUGUCUGGAAAAAUCUAUGCAUAUCGUUUAGAAUUCCUCCACCAUAAGUUUGAGGUGUUUGAUGGGAUUGUGGUGGUGGUAUCCUUCAUCCUGGAUAUUGUAUAUAUCUCAAAGGAAGAUGCAUUUGAUGCCAUGGGGCUUCUGAUCUUGCUCAGGUUGUGGAGAGUGGCCAGGAUCAUAAAUGGUAUCAUUAUGUCUGUGAAAAAUCGUGCCCAUCACAAAGUUAAGAAAAUAAAGGAGAUCAAUGAAAACCUUGUUCAUCAAGUCAAUGAACUUAAAGAGCGGAACACAAAAAUGGAUCAAGAAAAUGCAAGGCUUCGUGCAAUCUUAAAACAGCACUGCAUUGAAUUUUGAUGCUCCAAGGCUAUUCAUUAAACACAUCACAGCAUGAGACUGAGCUUAAGACUAAUCAUGUCUAAUCAUUCCAUAUGAAAUGUGAAGAAGGUCAUGUUACAUUGUGUUUAUUGUCACUCUAAGCCAAACUCAAUCUCCAUCCCCUGGCAGAUCUUUAACAGCACACAUAAAGGGAGAUGCUUUUUAAAGCCAGUGACUCAUAUAGGUCAAAUUACAAAAAGGAAAUCUAUAAACUACACAAGUUAUAUAUACUGGAAUAUUAAACUUGCCUCAAUAGAUUGUAAGAUGAUUGAUUUUUAUUCUGAAUCACUAUUUUCCAAAAUCAUUAUCAGUAUUGUUGUUUUAUCUAUGAAGUGUACAUUUAAUGUUUUCUCAUUAUAAAUGUUAAUGUGUUUGAGCAACUGAAAGCUAAGAAAUAAAUAUUAUUUUAUAAAUGAGAUAUGAAAUAUUAAUAGACCAACAUAUCUGCCUGGCUGAUGAAUUGGCUUAUUAAGAGUAGUGGCAUUUCGCUUAUGUAACAGUUCCAAAAUGAACAACAGAUUUUACAAUGGAUAGCGCACAUUUUCUGUUCUUAAAUGUUUUAGUGAGUUUUGAGUAAAUAUUAUAAAAAAUUGUUCAUUCCUCAUUUUGUGCAUGUCUUUGUACUGAAAUUGAAUUACACUAUAUACAUACAUAUAUACAUAUACUGUAUAUACCA
Messenger RNA from Sinocyclocheilus anshuiensis, 1587 nucleotides. RefSeq names its product voltage-gated hydrogen channel 1-like. Gene Ontology annotation, molecular function: voltage-gated proton channel activity. Gene Ontology annotation, biological process: proton transmembrane transport. Lineage: Eukaryota; Metazoa; Chordata; Actinopteri; Cypriniformes; Cyprinidae. The transcript is spliced from 6 exons. Bases 204 to 890 code for a protein of 228 amino acids. The record is from RefSeq and is a predicted model, not a curated record. Gene Ontology annotation, cellular component: plasma membrane.